Messenger RNA from Chara braunii, 1493 nucleotides. NCBI's taxonomy places the organism in Eukaryota, Viridiplantae, Streptophyta, Charophyceae, Charales, Characeae. The record is from the annotation of a GenBank genome assembly.
ACAAGGCUUCUUCCGUUUAGGUACCCGAAGGUUGCGACAACAUCGACCCCCGGACCAUCGAAAACGAAGGGAGGCAACGAGAAAAUGCGUCCGCCGGGUGUGAUCUCCCCACAUACAUGUGUCGACUCCUCAACAGCUCUCGAGAAAGGUUCAGGUACGAAGCCAAAACGUGACAAGAAGAAAGGGCUUGCAACGAAACCUGCAGCGCCUUCGAAAUACAAAGGUAAAGCUCCGCAUGAGGAGCUUGAAGUUCCUCGAGGUCUCGUGCUGGACGAACUCACAGACGACCUGACACGUGCCUGGAAUGAGCUGGAUAAUUUGAAGGAGAAGAAAAUCUCCCAAGAGCCUUUCUACCUUCCCAUGUCGUGUCUCCGACGACCGCCGGAGGAUGGAACGGGGAACAGACCGCUCGAGAUUCGGGAGCCCGAAGAAGACCACGUUUCCACGAUCAUGGAUUCGAUGAUUACUUGCCCGACCGGAGAGCAUCUUCCCCAUGUUGGUGUGGUGGAUCUGUCACAGGUCAAACAUAAGAAAGACGUGGAUUUGGCCCGUUUGCGGAAUGGUGGCUACACCAUUUAUGUUCUUGGAAGUAGACAUUGUCGGGAGACGAGGGAACGUCUGCGGAAGAUCUACCCUGACAAAGACGAUUACAACUGGAAUGUGUGCUAUGUCCAUGCGGGCCUGACGACGGAAGAAGCAAGGCAGAUCUCCCUGGAAGAGAUAGAGAGGAUCUCCCUGGAAGAGAAGGAGAGGAAAUUUAAGGUCGUGAAGAAGUUUGGCUACGUUUCAAAGGCGUUCUGCGAUGGGGUGAAAUACAAGGACUUCAAAGCCGCAGAGGAGUUGUAUCCUUUACACACCAAGAAUGAGGUUCUCGAGCCAUUCAUUGGAAGUUUUGAGAGGCGAGGGGCUAAGCCCACUACUUUGCUGAAUCAUAUUGAGCGAGCAAAGAAGUGGAGGAAGAUGGAGGACAGGAGGAUACGAGAUGCGCAGAGAGCAAGUCAUGAUUUCUUUCAAGCGCGUUCUCUGGAAAACCCUUUCGCCGACUGCACUGAGGUGAAGUAUGAAGGGUGCGCGGGCCAGGUAAAGGUUAUUCAAGGCGAUAUGUUGCAUUUGGCACAGUUGCAGAAGGACAAGGUGCCGAUUUCUCUGUCUAUCUUUACUUUUCCCUACGGCUUUGCACACAAAGGUCACGCGCGUGACACGGAGCCGUUCCCGGAGAGUGACAUUGUCGACGUGCUGCAGAAUGUCAAGGAGGUUACGAGCGUGUCGCUCAAGACAGUCGCUGCUUUCAGCUCUGUGGACAUGCUAUCCUCAGUGAGGUCCGCGUUUGCGAAGAUCCGCAAUGCUGGUCAAGAGCUUGUCACGUGAUGCAAGCCAAACACGACGAAUCCCGGUGGCCACAGACUUGUCAGCGUGACAGAGAUCUGCGUUCUGGGGUACUACAAUGUGACGGGCCAGCGUGAGAUGACGCAUUACAACUUUGCUCCCACCGA